UAUUCACCAUUUUUAAUCAUGACACUCCAUCAUCUUCUUUUUCUACAUCUUUAAUCAUUUCUUUCUUGCACUUUAUCCUAUACCCAAUACUCAUACUUUAUCCUAUACCCAAUACUCAUUUUAGUUCUUCUUCUUCUUCUUCUUCCGAAGAUCAAUAUAUUUUUUUUAUCUCAUACUCUUCAUGAUGGUCACUACUUAAUAGUUUCUUUUCUUGAACAUUACCUUAUACCCAAUACUCAUUUUAGUUGAUGUUCAUCCUUUCCAUUUUCUAUCUUCUUCUUCUUUCUUUUUCCAGAGAUCAAUAUGUGUAUUUUUUUUAUCUCAUACUCUUCGAAAUGCUUUUGGCUCAAUGAAGCUCUUGUUCUCCUUCUCCAUUUGCAAAUGAAGAUAUGGUUGUCGUUUUGUUAGUUUUAAGUUUAUGUUGUAUUUUUCGUCGGUUGUUUUAAUGUUGCAUGUUGUUAUCUAGAUUAUUUUUGUGUCGUUUACUAUUUUUUUAAUGUUUCUCUUACUUAUUUUUUUAUUUCAACAUAUCAUUGUCGUUUUGAUAUUAUAAAGGUAUAAUUCUUUUCUUAUUUUUAGAUUUUUUGUUGUUGUUGUCAGAUCCAGAUCGCCAGCAGCUAUGCUGUUUUGAUGUUGCUGCUUUCUCAUAUCGAGAUCGGGUUGUAGUUGUGAUUUUUUUUCAUAUCUAAAUCUGUUGUCGUUGUGGUGUUGUUUUUCAGAUCUAGAUCGUCUGUAGUUAGGGUGUUGUUACAUAUCGAAAUGCUUUGUACUUUUGUUGUUGUUUCAGGUCAAGUUUUACUGUUGUUUGAAAUUGAAAUCGUCGUGGGUCACCUGAGAGAUAUCAGGUCUGUGGUUUUGCUGUUGUUUGAGGUUGAGUUUGGAUGUUGUUUUAGGCCAAAAUUAACGUAGGUGCUGCGUGAGAGAGGAUGAGUUGCAGUCUGAGAGAGAGAGAAAUAGCAAAUAGUAUUUUUGUAAUUUUGAAGUUUUGUUGUGUAAAAAUGUAAAAAAAAAAAAAUAGUGCUAAAUUAAAAAUUAUAUUUUUUCAUUAUUUUUUGGUUAUUUUAGAAAAUAUCCCCAAUAACAAACCAGUCUUUCAAAAUUUCUAUCUUGCAAGUUUGUGAGUGAGGGAUCAAUUUGAUAUGCGUCUAUGACGAAGGAUCAGAUAUGGAGCUCACUAGAAAGAAAAUGCUUGUACUUACUCCAACGAAGAAACACCAUUGCCUCAAUCCUCCAAAUCCACGCUUUCAUGCUCCGAAACGCGCUCGAAACCAACGUCAAUCUCCUUACCAAGUUCAUUACCGCCUCCACUUCUCCUUCUCUUGCGGACCCUCAAAGUUCACUCGUCCUGCUCUACCACGCUCGCCUAAUGUUUGAUAAAAGGCCACAGAGAGACGAUAUAUUUCUUUGUAACUGCAUGAUCGAAGCCCACACCAAUUUGCGGCAGUUGGCUGAAUCUUUUUCUCUUUAUGGAGAUCUUAGGAGGAACGCCGGGUUUGUUCCUAAUGGUUAUACGUUUGUGAUAUUAGUGAAGUCUUGUGCUCUGAAUUUGACCAUUUGGGAAGGGCAAGAGAUACAUAGUCUUGUUGCAAAAACAGGGUUCUGCUCAAAUAUGUAUGUGCUAACGGCGUUGGUUGAUAUGUAUGCAAAGUUCGGGAAUAUGCGCUAUGCCAGAAUGUUGUUUGAUGGAAUGAAUGAAAGAAACCAAGUGUCAUGGACAGCUCUUAUUUGUGGAUAUGCGAGGUUAGGAGACAUGAUUAACGCAAGAGAGCUCUUCAAUCAGAUGCCUGAGAAAGACCCAGCUACUUAUAAUGUGAUGAUUGAUGGUUAUGCCAAAUUAGGGGAGGUAGGGUCUGCUCGAAAUUUGUUUAACGAGAUGACAGAUAGGAAUGUGGUGUCUUGGACGAGUAUGAUCUAUGGCUAUUGCCGUGGUGGUUAUCUACAGUCUGCUAGAUCUUUAUUUGAUGCCAUGCAGGAGAAGAACCUUAUUUCAUGGAAUACAAUGAUUAGCGGAUAUUGUCAAAACAGGCAACCCCAUGAAGCCUUGAAGUUAUUCCAUGAAAUGCAGAUGACCACAUCGUUGGAACCAGAUAAUGUAACUAUUGUUAGCAUUCUUCCUGCUAUUGCGGACUUAGGUGCCCUGGAUUUAGGUGGUUGGAUUCAUCAGUUUGUUAGAAGUAAAAGGCUUGAUAAGUUGACGAAAAUCAGCACUGCACUCAUAGAUAUGUAUGCAAAAUGUGGCGAAAUAUCAAGAGCUAAAAUGGUUUUUCAUGCGAUGCCUGAAAAGGAAACUGCUUCUUGGAAUGCUUUGAUAAAUGGAUUUGCAGUCAAUGGCCGUGGUGAGGAAGCAUUGGAGUUAUUUUUGGAGAUGCAACAUAAGAAACUUAAGCCAAAUGACAUAACUUUGCUUGGUGUUUUAUCUGCUUGUAACCACAGUGGUCUAGUAGAGGAAGGGAAAAAAUGGUUUAAAGCAAUGGAAGGAUUCGAGCUUGUCCCGCGGAUUGAACACUAUGGUUGCAUGAUCGAUCUCUUGGGAAAGGCUGGAUGCUUGGAGGAAGCAGAGAAAUUGAUUGGGAGAAUGCCACAUGAAGCUAAUGGGAUAAUCUUGAGCUCUUUUCUUUCUGCAUGUGGGUACUUCAAUGAUGUCUCAAGGGCUAAGAAAGCUUUGAAAAAUGCAGUAAAACUGGAGCCGGGGAAUGAUGGGAACUAUGUAACAGUGAGAAAUUUGUAUGCUAGUGAGAGGAGGUGGGGAGAUGCAGAUGAAAUUGAAAGGUUGAUGGCAGAGAAUGGAGCAAACAAGGAGGUUGGUCUUAGUGUCAUUGAGGUUGAUGGUACAAUCCAAGAGUUUGUGUCUGGAAACAGGUUGCAACCGCAAUGGGACUGUUUACAUUUAACUUUGGGGCAGUUAAGGAGGCACAUGACUUGUUAACUUAAAAUAAGAAGAAGACAGGUACGGUGGUUUGGAAAAUGAUAAUGCCAAAUCAAUUACUAACCAAAGAUUCUUCUCAAUACCAAGGCUAAUGCUUUGUGUUGAUUACCCUUUUUGGUACUAUCUCAUGGGCAUUCUUGCACACAGUGAUUUGGGAAAAUGCUUAUUCAGCAAGUCAUUUAUGUGCUGUUGUUUUCAGUAAUGGUCCAAGGAAUGCUGAAUCUAUUCUGAAAAUCCAAAUUGGACUCCAAUUAGGUUUUCAUAAAUGGGAGAGAUUUCACUAAAAGAU
Humulus lupulus (European hop) is the source of this 3215-nucleotide messenger RNA. Its product is annotated as pentatricopeptide repeat-containing protein At2g44880. Gene Ontology annotation, molecular function: protein binding; RNA binding. Bases 1148 to 2926 code for a protein of 592 amino acids. The transcript has a single exon. Lineage: Eukaryota; Viridiplantae; Streptophyta; Magnoliopsida; Rosales; Cannabaceae. The record is from RefSeq and is a predicted model, not a curated record. Gene Ontology annotation, biological process: RNA modification.